Molecule: messenger RNA, 1116 nt
Organism: Plasmodium gaboni
Lineage: Eukaryota; Apicomplexa; Aconoidasida; Haemosporida; Plasmodiidae
Product: putative peptide chain release factor
Exons: 1
Coding region: 1-1116 (371 amino acids)
Biological process (GO): translational termination
Molecular function (GO): translation release factor activity
Source: RefSeq, a predicted model, not a curated record
AUGAAUUUGAAGUAUAACCUUAUCCUGACAUUAAGCAUUUUUUUUUUACAGAUAUUGAUAAUGUCUAUUUUUGUUGAAUGUAGAAAAAAUAUAAGAGGUCUUAAUAAUUAUUUAUUUCUAUAUAAAGGUGUAAAUACCAUAAGGAAUCGAUAUAAUUUAUGUUCUUAUGUAAAUAAGGAUGUGGAGAAUUAUUCAAGAUAUUUUAAGAAUUCGUGUUCUUUAAUAUUAUCUUCUGGCACGGGUGGAACAGAAGCUUGUGAUUUUUGCAAUAUGUUAUAUAAUAUGUAUAUAAAAUAUUUAUGUAGAAUAAAGAAUAAGAAGAACAUAAAGUAUGAAAUUAUUGAUAUAAGUAAGAAUGAAUUUGGUAUUAAAAAAGUAGAAAUAAAGAUUGAUGGAGAAUAUAGUUUUUAUAAUUUUGUUUCUGAAAAAGGAAUCCAUAGAUUAGUUAGAAAUUCUCCUUUUAAUGCUCAAAAUAAAAAAAUGACUUCAUUUGUAAAAGUUGAUGUAAUUCCAACUUUAAAUUUUAAUGAUUUAAAUGUUAUUAAUUUUUUGAAUACAGCUGAAGGUGUUGGUUCUUCUUCAUCAUCUAAAGUAUCUAAAGAAUCUUCAGACAAAAAGCAAAAUAAAAAUAAACAAAAGCAAUUAAAAGAAAAUGAUAAUAAUAAUAAUAUGAAUAAUUCUUAUUAUGGUGGUAAUAAUAAAAUGAAUGAUUUUGUUAUAAACAAAAGUGAUCUUGUUAUACAAACUAUGCGUUCAGGUGGAAAAGGUGGACAAAAUGUAAAUAAAGUUGAAACAGCUGUUAGAAUUUUACAUAAACCAACAAAUAUUUCUGUCAAAGCUUCAAGUGAAAGAACACAACUUUUAAAUAAAAGAAAUGCUUUAAAAAGAAUUUAUGAAAAAUUGUUAUAUUUACAAACAGAAGCUUUGAAAAAUAAAAAAUAUGAACUAGCCAAUAAAAGCUUAACACAUUUUGGUGAACAAAUUAGGAAUUAUGUUCUAUAUGGUAAUAAGAUGAUAAAAGAUACUCGAACUAACGUUUUCUCAACAGAUAUUGAUAAGGUCUUAUAUCAAGGAGAAAUUGAUAUUUUUAUUGAUGCCUAUCAAAAGAAUUUAUAA